AGUUUGGGGCCCAGUAUGAAGAUGAGCACGAAUCCCGAACAGAGAACUUGAACUAGUCAGUGAUCGGUUUGGCAUUCGGAAGCAGCAGUUAUCUUCUUCUUCUCUUCUGAAAAUCACGAGUAAUUUGUGUGCGAAGGAGAAGAUGCAGAUAUUUGUCAAAACCCUAACAGGGAAGACUAUCACCCUAGAGGUCGAGAGCAGUGACACCAUCGACAAUGUCAAAACCAAGAUUCAGGAUAAAGAAGGCAUCCCUCCUGAUCAGCAGAGGUUGAUUUUUGCUGGUAAGCAACUGGAAGAUGGCCGAACGCUUGCUGAUUAUAACAUCCAAAAGGAGUCCACACUUCACCUUGUUUUGAGGCUUAGGGGAGGAACUAUGAUCAAGGUGAAGACUCUCACUGGGAAAGAAAUUGAAAUUGAUAUUGAACCAACUGAUACCAUUGAUCGCAUUAAGGAACGGGUUGAAGAGAAAGAAGGAAUUCCUCCAGUUCAGCAAAGGCUUAUAUAUGCCGGAAAGCAACUUGCAGAUGACAAGACGGCACGUGACUACAAUAUCGAGGGUGGCUCUGUGCUGCAUCUUGUGCUUGCACUGAGGGGUGGCCAUCUUUAGAUGGUGCUUCUAAUAUUAGAAACAAAACUGCUCCUUUAUACUUUUCUUUGCAUAAAUCAAAUGGAUUUGCAUUUGAUUUGUUGAUGAAUGCAUGGACAUACAUGACUUGGUUUCCUCCAACAGAGAUGUUUGAAUACUUGUCUAUAUUAUCUACCUUCUUCGGGUUUAUGUGUGGCCUCA
Messenger RNA from Theobroma cacao (cacao), 787 nucleotides. RefSeq names its product ubiquitin-NEDD8-like protein RUB1. Gene Ontology annotation, molecular function: protein binding. The record is from RefSeq and is a predicted model, not a curated record. NCBI's taxonomy places the organism in Eukaryota, Viridiplantae, Streptophyta, Magnoliopsida, Malvales, Malvaceae.